Molecule: messenger RNA, 1356 nt
Organism: Pipistrellus nathusii (Nathusius's pipistrelle)
Lineage: Eukaryota; Metazoa; Chordata; Mammalia; Chiroptera; Vespertilionidae
Source: the annotation of a GenBank genome assembly
AUGCCGCGGGAAAUCAUCACCCUACAGUUGGGCCAGUGCGGCAAUCAGAUUGGGUUUGAGUUCUGGAAACAACUGUGCGCAGAGCAUGGGAUCAGCCCCGAGGGCAUCGUGGAGGAAUUUGCCACCGAAGGCACCGACCGCAAGGACGUCUUUUUCUACCAGGCCGACGAUGAGCACUACAUCCCCAGGGCUGUGCUGCUGGACCUGGAGCCCCGGGUGAUCCACUCCAUCCUCAACUCCCCCUACGCCAAGCUCUACAACCCAGAGAACAUCUACCUGUCAGAGCACGGAGGAGGAGCAGGCAACAACUGGGCCAGUGGAUUCUCCCAGGGAGAGAAAAUCCAUGAGGACAUUUUUGACAUCAUAGACCGGGAGGCAGAUGGCAGUGACAGUCUAGAGGGCUUUGUGUUGUGUCACUCCAUCGCUGGGGGGACAGGCUCUGGCCUGGGCUCCUACCUCUUAGAACGGCUGAAUGACAGGUACCCCAAGAAGCUGGUGCAGACAUACUCCGUGUUUCCCAACCAGGACGAGAUGAGCGACGUGGUGGUCCAGCCCUACAACUCGCUGCUCACCCUCAAGAGGCUGACCCAGAACGCCGACUGCGUGGUGGUGCUGGACAACACCGCCCUGAACCGGAUCGCCACAGACCGCCUGCACAUCCAGAACCCAUCCUUCUCCCAGAUCAACCAGCUGGUGUCCACCAUCAUGUCAGCCAGCACCACCACCCUGCGCUACCCUGGCUACAUGAACAACGACCUCAUCGGCCUCAUCGCCUCCCUCAUUCCCACACCACGGCUCCACUUCCUCAUGACGGGUUACACCCCCCUCACCACGGACCAGUCGGUGGCCAGCGUGAGGAAGACCACGGUCCUGGACGUGAUGAGGCGGCUGCUGCAGCCCAAGAACGUGAUGGUGUCCACCGGCCGGGACCGGCAGACCAACCACUGCUACAUCGCCAUCCUCAACAUCAUCCAGGGCGAGGUGGACCCCACUCAGGUGCACAAGAGCCUGCAGAGGAUCCGGGAGCGGAAGCUGGCCAACUUCAUCCCCUGGGGCCCAGCCAGCAUCCAGGUGGCCCUGUCCAGGAAGUCUCCCUACCUGCCCUCCGCCCACCGGGUCAGCGGGCUCAUGAUGGCCAACCACACCAGCAUCUCCUCGCUGUUUGAAAGUUCCUGCCAGCAGUACGACAAGCUGCGGAAGCGGGAGGCCUUCCUGGAGCAGUUCCGGAAGGAGGACAUCUUCAAGGAGAACUUCGACGAGCUGGACAGAUCCAGGGAGGUCGUGCAGGAGCUCAUCGAUGAGUACCACGCAGCCACGCGGCCAGACUACAUCUCCUGGGGCACCCAGGAGCAGUGA